AGUCUGGCAGUGGCGUGCGGCGCGUUUCGCUGCCUCUCUGCUCUGAAGAGUCUCUGGUUUCUCAGUUGUUGGUCGUUCGCCAUCGAGUCGAGAGAGUCGUAGCAUGUGCUCUGCCGUCGCGAAAGCCCGUCGCCGCCACCGUUGCAACAGUACCGCGCGCCGCAGCAGAGCCAUAGUCCGGCAACUCGACCUGGCAACUAGCGAGCGCAUCUCGCAGCCCACGUACGGCUACCGCUAGUUCCUCGCGGCCAUUCUACCUGCCCCGACUGUUCCUUGUCCUUCGCCCGUCCGACUUUGCCAAGCCUUUUCUGUGCGCGUGUGACCGUGCGCGUGCCGCCAAAUUCCUGCUUUGAUCUUGGGCUCGCGAUAUCGGCGCGGUGCGGCGCAGUGCGUUCGUCGGCCGACACUCGACGCGCGACGUCCAAGAUGAGCUGCACGAGCAGGCCAGUGACGCUGAGCAGCACUUGCGAGACUCUUCUCAGCAAGUGCGAGAUCCCGAUCAUCGACCUCGAGCACGUGGGUACGGAGCGAUGCCCGCAGAAGGCAGUGGUGAAGCAGGUCGCCGUGAAGCUGGUUCAGGCGCUCUCCGAAAAGGGACUGGCCCUCUUGGUGAACCACGGCAUUCCCGAUCACAAGCUGAAAGCCGUGUACCGAGCGAUGGACGGCUUCUGCGAGUUGCCCGAGGAGGCCCGCGCCAAGUACGAGCGUCGGUCGCCCUCGAACCACGGAUACGUGAAGCCUGGCGCAGAGAGGUCGAGCCCGACGGCGGCGGCGGCGGCGGCGGCGGCGGCGGCGGCAGCGGCGGUGGCAGAGGAGGAGGAGGAGGUGGCGGCGGCGGCGGGAGCGGCGGCGCGACACUCGUUCGACGUGACGGGCGAAGACAAGCCGUUGCCCGACCAACAGGUGCCCGGCUUCGGCAGCGCUGUCCAGCAACUCGCCACGGACCUCAAGCAGCUGACGACCAUGCUUCUCACCGCUCUGGCCGUGGGCUUGGAGCAAACGCCCGACUUCCUGCUGUCGAAGCACACCAAACUACUGGAGCCCGGCAACCAGUCCUCCAUGAGACUCGUCUACUAUCCGGCCCUCGGUCUACCCGAAGCCGGCCUUCCCGCCUGCGCAUCGCACUGCGAUUACGGCACUUUCACUCUUCUCGCUCAGGACUGCGAAGGCGGAUUAGAAGUGCAAAUGCCGCACGGCGAACGCUGGGGCCGCGUAGGUCAUCUGCCCGGUGCCAUUCUGGUGAACAGCGGUGACAUUCUCAGUUGCUGGACGAACGGUGCUCUGCCAGCAUUGAAACAUCGUCUGGUGGUGCCAGAGCUCUGCGGACGCGGUCGUCACUCGAUCGCCUUCUUCGUCCAUCCCGACAGCAACGUGACAAUCGAGCCGUUCGAAGCGAAAGUCACCAAAGCCAAUCAAGAAGCUGCCCCUUGUCGCUUGGAGAAGAAGAAGAAAGGCGUUCUCACCGCUUAUCAGCAUCUGCAACGCCGUUUUCGCGAGACGUAUGCCUCCUAACGCUGGCUACUCUUCACCGCUACCAGUUUUCCGAAUCGUGAGUCGUAAACGUACAGCAAUGAGUCUUACGUAGUGUGUGCUGUUGGACUGUUGGCGGUGGGAUAAGAGCGACGUCGGUCAUGAGAUCGAGCCCCACGUUUUUUCUUCUUUUCAGCUACAUCAUAGAUUAUGCUCUCGAUCCGCGCAUGAAUGAUUAACUGCGAAGCGCGCGAUAAUCGUCAGACUAUUUUUAUUCCGAUGACAAGUCACGUCUUCAAUUCACCUUUCAAUGAUAUACUCGACGCCAAGUUGCGGCUUACUUAUACUAUCGAAAAACCGCCAUUGGAGUUCUACAGAUAAAUCAUGUAUCGGACAAUAGUCGCUGGCUGUUUUUAUACAAGUCAUUUUCACGGAAUGAUGCGGCUGAAAUACUAAAAUUAUAGGCGUAUAUUGCUUAACUAUGUAUUUUAUCGUUUGUAUUAAAACAAAAACAAAAAAAACGUUUCGUGAUUGUAUUAUUAGUACGUUAAAUAUUAGAUGCCAUUUCAACUUAAAUUGCACAUGUGAAGUCAAAAUUGCAACUCAUUAAAAGAUAUUGAAGUUUGAAAUAUUUUUCUCUCGAGACGAAUUGUAUAAUUAAAAUCUCAUACGUUUUUAAUAUUGUAAAUUUGGAAAUUUUAUAUCGCGUACAGCGUUCAUUAUUGGACAAGGCACAGAAAACGAUACUAUACCGAUUUACUUCGGACUGUAUGAGUGGAAAACUGAAAACUGAAAUCCGUCUAUAGACUGUUGACUGAAUAGCAUAAUAAUUUUACUCAAUGAGGUUCGUCCGCUCGGCAAUUUUUCGGAUGCUUUCGUACUCAAGUAUGGAAACUGUAGAGGAUGAUUAAUAAUCCGACAAAUAUUAAAUGUAUAUGAAAACGCCAACCGCGGAGUCUCAAGCAAUAAUAAAUAAAUUUGU
Messenger RNA from Phymastichus coffea, 2452 nucleotides. RefSeq lists its product as uncharacterized. The record is from RefSeq and is a predicted model, not a curated record. Lineage: Eukaryota; Metazoa; Arthropoda; Insecta; Hymenoptera; Eulophidae. The transcript is spliced from 6 exons. Bases 427 to 1512 code for a protein of 361 amino acids. Gene Ontology annotation, molecular function: dioxygenase activity.